AUGGAGGAGGCUAUCAGUAUCGCCUUCAUUCCUGCGAGCGAAUCACUGACGGAGGAACGCUUCAUGAAGAGGCCGCUGGAGCUCGUGAGGGGAGGGCAGGCACUGCAGUGGAACAGCGGCACGCCUCUUCCGAUCAGAGGCACGCUUGCUGAUCGAGACACCUUACCGUCGGGAUCAACUUGGAAGAUGGAGCCCAAUCCCUCGGAUCGACCUCGGCUCCAAGAGUUCGGGGCAGCCAAGAGGUCUCACCGGCUGCAACGUGGUACAUGGUGCGCCGCGCCCACCGGCCCUGCGUGCCGGCAGCUCGACCCUCCGUGCCCUCAGGACAGUGGCUGGCACGCGCGGCCGCCAGCAAGUGCAUCCGUGGACGCCGAGGGUGAUUACUUAGGGGACUGGACAGGUGGUGUGAUUGUCGACAGGGAGACUGGAGUCGCGCCCACUGAUGACGGCUUCACAGUGCUGCAACGACACCCCAAGGACGGUCCGACGCUGCUCAGCUGCCCCGAGAACAGGCCGUUCAAGGACAGCGCCCCCAUCCCCAAGGCCUCGGCACACCUGGCACGCGAUCUGGACUUUGGCUUGCCCAUGCAGCGCGACAAUCCGAGGGCAACGUUGGUUUCGUGGCACUGGUCGCUCAGGUGCUCGCCGCCAGCGGCGCGCAUGAUCGCGAGCGGCGAGCUGUUCCUGCUCAACGGGGAGACGCUCGGCCAGCUGCGGCUGCUGCCCGCCUUCCUGAACAAGAGCAUCUGCGUCCUGGCGACCGGCACGGACCGCAUCUACGUGGCGUGCGAGCCCCCAGUGCCGCCGCAGGAGGUCCCGAGGCAGCCCUGUGCGGUCUGGUGCUUGCGGGGGGACAGCUUGGAGCCGGAGCUGUGCCAGGACUUCGAGGCCAUCGACGGGAGCCUCCGCGAGAUCGCGAUCGGGGACCAGCACGUCCUCGCGCUCACCCGCGAGGGCACGGUGUGGAGCAGGGGCACCGCGGUCUACGGCAACACCGGGCACGGCGGAGCCACGGACGUGGAGGAGUUCCGGCCGCUCGCCGCGCUGCAGGGGCGCAGCGUCAGGGCCAUCUCGAAGCGCGGCGAGACGGGGCUGGUCGAACAAGUGGAGUCCGUCCCCCGGUUCGUGCCCACUGUGACGAAGUUCCGGGUGGCCAAGGUGAGCUGUGGCAACGCCCACGUCCUCGCUGUGACGGAGAGCCAGCAGUGCAUCUCCUGGGGCGAGAACACCUGCGGGCAGCUGGGCAUCGGCCGCAAGUCGAAGCCGACGCACAGGCCGCAACUUCUGGACUCCAUCCCAUCGCAGAUCAGGGAGGUCUCCGCGGGCUGGGCCCACUCGGUCGCAGUAGGCACCGACGGGCGCGUCUACAGCUGGGGGCUCAACUCGCACGGCCAGCUCGGCCUCGGCGACGUGGCGGCGAGGCUGGCGCCGCACCUCCUGCAGGACCUCGUGGACGUGCACCAGGUGGAGUCGGCCCACGCGGCGAGAACGCUGACGGCUUUCCUGUCGACGGAGAAGCGUCCGCUGCUGUGCGGGCAGAUCCCCUUCAGGGUCGGCACGAAGCACAGUGCCCGAAGUGAGAGCGGACCCAGGAGCGUGAAUGGAACAACGCCCCGGCGACCUGGCAGCAUGGACCCAGACCAGUGCGUGCUUGCCCCCGUGCCCCUCACCAUCGCCGCACCGGACCUCAGCGGCGUCAGGUCGCAGCUGUCUCAGCUCCUGGCUUACGAUCGGGGCGUGGUUGCGUUCGCGCGAAGCGCCGUGCACAAGGUGGAGCCGAACCUGGCCCCGCUCAAGGGGGGCACGCCCGUGCGCGUUCACGUCAACGGGCUUCCCUACUUUCCGCCGGCCCGCACACACGCGGUGGACUCCACGACGACCUCAGAGAUGGCGGCGGACGCUAUACCAGUAAGGGAGUUCACGACGCCGAACGUGGUGGAUUCGCCGCUGGUGGACCCAGAAGCCACGUUCGCAGUGCAGGUCCGCGUCUCCGUCGACGACGGCUUCACGUGGACCCCCGACCGCUACCCGAUCCUCAGCGCCUCCGCUCCAGCGCCUCCGCCUGCGCCCCCCAGCCGAGCGCCGGCGCCCCGCAGGCGGAAGCCGGCCGACGGCGCGAAGCCGACCGACAGCGCCCUGCAGCUGGGCCUCCAGGGCCUGAUGGGCGACUCCAAGCCGGUGCAGGCGGACGCGCCGCUGCUUUGGUACAGCUGGCGGCCGAAGGACGGCCCGACGCACGUGGAGCCGCGGUGCGUACCCGUGGCGGGGGGCUCGGAGCUGCUGCUUCACGUGGAUCUCCCUCCGCAGCUGUCGGCCGAGCAGCUCGCCGUGAAGUUUGUGUGCACGCCGCGGCAGUCGGUCGGCGGGCCCGCGGGCAGGGCACCCUCGCGGCCACCGUUGGCGGAGACGGUGGGCCCCGACCACGACGCGGUGGCCGAGCUCCCCCCAGCCAUGCCCCUGGAGGUCCAGGUGGCCGCCUGGCUGGACGCCGGAGGCCACGGGGUCCGGGUCGUCUCGCCGCCGCUGGACGCCGAGAGCAUCGGGCUCUACGACUUCUCGGUCGAGCUGUCCCUCGACGGCCGGACCUAUCUCCCGCGUGCCCUGCCACUGAGCGUCUACGACCUCCGCGUGACCGCGCUGGAGCCCAACACGGGCUCGCUGCUGGAGCAGACGCAGGUGAAGGUGCGGGGCGCGGGCCUCGUGCCGUCCGACGUCCACCGGGUGCGGCUGGACUUCCCCCAAGAGCUCGGCUGGAAGCGGAGGCAGCUGCCCGCAAGCCUCGACCUCACCACCGGGGAGGUGUCGUUCACGAUGCCGGACCUCGCGGCCGAGGUGCGGGAGCGCGCCGACGCGGCGCUCGGGGCGGGCAGGGUGGAGCCGCAGGUCUCCGUGGAGCUCUCGCUGAACGGGCAGAACUUCACGCGGGACGGCGUGCCCUUCACCUUCCACGGGCCGCUGCGGCCCGCCGCGGUGUGCCUGCUGGCCCUGCCCGAGGGCUACGUGGCGGAGGAGCCGCCCGACCCGAAGGCCAAGGGCAAGAAGGCCGCCCCGGAGGAGGCGGAGCCGAGGCCGCUCCCGCCCGCCGCGAAGCUCGGCUGCGCCGUGGAGGGCCUGUGCCCGGCUGGGGACGCGGCCGCGCCCUCCUUCGCGGUGCUGAGGGCCGACCUGCUAGUGAGGGCGGCGGCGCCCGCGGAGCAGGGCAAGAAGGCCAAGGGCAAGGCCGCGGAGCCCGAGGACGAGGAGGAGCCGGUGCUCCUGCGGGUGGUGGAUCUUCCCGCCCUGGUGGAGACCAUCACGCCCAAGGCGCCCAAGGGCGGAAAAAAAACAAAAAACAAAAAAAACUAAAAGAACAAACAACAAAAAAAAAAACGCCCAAGGCGCCCUCGCCGCCGCCGCCCGACCCCAAGGACAAGAACCCGCAGGCCCCGCCGGAGCCGGAGCCUCUCACGCCCGUGGAGAUGAUCACGGCCCUCACGCCAGCGAUACGCUCGGAGGAGCUGCCUGCUGCUGGCUGCACGCUGCUCCUGGCCAACUUCCAGGUUUCUCUCAACGGCCAGGCUUUCGUGCCGUGCCCAGUUGGAGAUGGCGCCUCUGGGAUGCGGUUGGAGCCGCUUCCGCCGGAGCAGUAAGCUGGACGAUCGGCAGGUUGCGUUUCGGAUCUCUUGUCCCUCUCCUCUCCCUAUGACCAUGUCCUGCUUCAGUUGCCUCCCUCAGCACUCCGUCGCCGUUGUGCUGCCCCCCCUGACUGUUUCUAGCCUGCUCGCGCGAGGCAAAGCCUCCACAACUGUGCAGUAGCAGCAGAGAGCUUGUCGAUGUCUAAAUCUCGAGUCUCGGGA
This is a messenger RNA of Prorocentrum cordatum, 3836 nucleotides long. The record is from the annotation of a GenBank genome assembly. Lineage: Eukaryota; Dinophyceae; Prorocentrales; Prorocentraceae.